AUUACUUAAAAACAUCAGAUUGUAACAAAGAAACCCUCUCUUCUCAGUAUCUUCGCCGCCGCCGGUAAUAGUAGCAGAGAUGGCCACCGUCGGAUCCAAAGCGCCGCCGCAAUCUUUGUCUUUCUCCUUCUCCGUAUCCCAACCCCUGAAAACCCUAACCCCAAAAUCUCAAUCCCUCCGAUUUUCACGUCGCAAGCACAGUCCUUUGCGUUUGUCGAUCAAUGCAUCCGUAUCGGCGCCACCGCCCGCCGCGGCUGCAACCGCGACAUCAUCGGACUACAGAGUUGAGAUUCUGUCGGAAUCGCUUCCCUUUAUCCAGAAAUUCCGCGGGAAGACCAUUGUUGUCAAGUACGGCGGAGCGGCCAUGACUUCGCCGGAGCUCAAAGACUCCGUCGUCAGGGACCUCGUUCUCCUCGCAUGCGUGGGUCUUCGUCCGAUUCUCGUCCAUGGUGGUGGCCCCGAUAUCAACCGCUACCUGAAACAGCUCAACAUUCCGGCUGAGUUCCGCGACGGACUCCGUGUCACCGACGCAGCGACAAUGGAGAUUGUCUCCAUGGUUCUUGUCGGGAAGGUCAAUAAGAACCUUGUCUCGCUCAUCAAUGCCGCCGGAGCUACUGCGGUGGGGCUGUCGGGACACGACGGCCGUCUUCUCACCGCUCGCCCUGUCCCCAACUCGGCUCAGUUGGGUUUUGUCGGGGAGGUUUCUCGAGUGGACCCGUCAGUGCUUCGUCCUCUAGUUGAUUACGGCCACAUUCCGGUGAUUGCGUCCGUCGCCGCCGACGAAUUCGGCCAGGCAUACAACAUCAAUGCCGACACAGUGGCCGGAGAACUCGCGGCGGCUCUCGGGGCGGAGAAGCUGAUACUGCUGACUGACGUCGCCGGAAUUCUGGAGAACAAGGACGACCCGAGCAGCUUGGUGAAAGAGAUUGACAUAAAAGGAGUGAAGAAGAUGAUUGAGGAUGGGAAAGUUGCAGGAGGGAUGAUUCCAAAGGUAAGGUGUUGCAUGAGGUCUCUUGCUCAGGGGGUGAGAACUGCGAGUAUCAUUGAUGGACGUAGACAACAUUCGUUGCUUCAUGAGAUUAUGUCUGAUGAAGGAGCUGGUACUAUGAUUACUGGGUAGUGUAUGAUCACCUUUACCAAUCAAGUUCAGGGUUACCAAUAAACUUGCAGCUGUCUUCCUGUUGUUCUUAAAAGACUGAGAGUUAUGGUGGUUAGAGACCAUAAGCUAAUCCAUAUGCAUGGUGUUUUGGUACAUGAUUUCACUUGGGUUUAGCUCUCUUCCUUAACCUUAAAUGUUUUCGAAAAUC
Messenger RNA from Tarenaya hassleriana, 1307 nucleotides. Its product is annotated as acetylglutamate kinase, chloroplastic. The record is from RefSeq and is a predicted model, not a curated record. Gene Ontology annotation, cellular component: chloroplast thylakoid; cytoplasm. Lineage: Eukaryota; Viridiplantae; Streptophyta; Magnoliopsida; Brassicales; Cleomaceae. The coding region runs from base 80 to 1120 and encodes 346 amino acids. The transcript has a single exon. Gene Ontology annotation, biological process: L-arginine biosynthetic process. Gene Ontology annotation, molecular function: arginine binding; ATP binding; acetylglutamate kinase activity.